This is a messenger RNA of Rhizoctonia solani, 3249 nucleotides long. Its product is annotated as ABC transporter. Bases 1 to 3249 code for a protein of 1082 amino acids. Lineage: Eukaryota; Fungi; Basidiomycota; Agaricomycetes; Cantharellales; Ceratobasidiaceae. The record is from RefSeq and is a predicted model, not a curated record. The transcript has 20 exons. Gene Ontology annotation, molecular function: ATP binding; ATP hydrolysis activity.
AUGUCCAACUCCCUCACAGCAGCCCACCUGGAGGCUUUGCGGACAGCACCACCGCUCCUGAUGCAGAGACAGCGGCUGAAAACUUGGCUAAACAGGUUAAACAAGAAGGUCUUCAACAUUACUAAGGUGUUAGAGCAAUUACACACGUUUGCUGCAAAUAAAAAGUCUGGUUAUGAACGAGAAUCGGCAGCUGUUGGACUACACGCACUGGCGACACAUCUCAAGGCUGGCGUCGGACCUCUCUUACUUGCGUCUCUGCCCGUAUUACUCGACUUGUACUCGGAUAAAGGAGACGUAGUGCGUCUUGCUGCAACAUCGGCUGUUCGUGCUAUUUUAGCCUUGUUUCCUCCGGAAGCAACGCGUGUAGUACUACGCGAGUUAUUGGGCGUCGUCAAUGGAGAGGGUGGUGGAAAAUGGAAAACAAAGGGAGCUCUGGACACUAUCAGGAGAUGGGUCGAGGAGAAGAGCAAGAAGGCUGAGAGAGCGGAGUAUAUUGCUGCUGAGCUAGGAAUUAUCCUCCCAACUGUGGAAAAUGCGAUGCAUGACACUAAGUCCGAGGUCUCGAAUGCUGCCAAAAAAUGCGCUACGGCACUUUGCGGGACAGUUCCGAACCCCGACCUCGAAAAGCACAUUCCUGCUCUCGUACAGGCUAUGGAAUCACCGGCCAACGUGCCAGCUACAAUCAAGGCUAUGAGCAACACAACCUUCGUUGCUGAAGUUACCGCCCCGAGCUUGGCAGUUUUGGUCCCUCUCUUAUCUCGUGCGCUAAACGACAGGUCGCCAGAGACCCUCAGGCGAGCCUCGAUUGUAACGACCAACAUUGUCAAGCUUGUUCGCGAUCCCGCCGUUGCUGCUCAAUACCUAGGCCCUCUGAGCGACGCAGUUCAUAGGGUUGCGAGCGGGGCGUCCUUUCCAGAAGUGCGAGCUUUUGCCAAAGAGGCUGAGGGCGUACUGAAAGCUGCUGGAGGUGAUGUGAAAACUAAUGGCGCCAAAGAGAACAAAGUGUCCGAUGGACUGGAUGACGAUGUUCUGGUAACGAUUGUUGCAAAAAUGCCAGAAGGCUAUUUACGUAGACCAAAGUUUGAGUUGCCUGGACAAAAGGUUCAACUCCACCCAGCCCAACGAAAGUGUCUAUUAUUUGCUGCUGAACUCGGGGCCGAGCUUGUUCGUGCUGGCAGGGUCCGUGCCUAUGACGCCGAGCAGGCGGUGUGGGGUCGAUGCGUGGGAGCUUACAUUGCUGGUUGGAUUAGAGUAGAUCAUGAGGUUAAUGGUACCGGGAGUGACGCAAAAGCCGAAGGAAAAGGUGACGGAUGGGAGAUUGCCCAGGCAGUAAGGUCACAUUACUGGGACUUGGAACGGGUAUUGUCUCUGCGUGAUAUCCUUUUUGUUCUUGAUAUCAGCCUUGUUCUCACUCGCAUACGGGGCGCUCCUGCUUUUAUCACAUACGACUUUAAGGCUAGUGAGGGGACGAAGAUAUGGUAUUUGCGCGGCUACUCGCGCCGAUUGAUCUACCUCGUUUUGAACAUCAAUUGUCCAGAGGACAAGCAUGGGUUUCAAUUGUGGCUCCGUUGUGUUGGUCUAGAGCUUGCCCUGUGGCCAUUCCAAUCAGCUGAGAAAGUCGUCCACGUUGAAAAUUUCCCGCCUCAAUCCGAGGUACGAGCUGUCAUGGUUGAACAUGCUCUUCAAGGAGAAGAUGCCAGUUUAUCAAUCUUGGAUUUCAUUGCAAGCGACCCUCAGCUUGCCAAUAUUUCACGCGAGACGAUCGCGGCUCAGUUACGUGAAGUUGGAUUUGACGAUGAACGCCAGUCCCAUACCGUAGGCAGCUUAUCCGGAGGAUGGAAAAUGAAGCUAGAACUUGCGCGUGCCAUGUUAUACAAGGCCGAUUUGCUGAUGCUUGAUGAGCCCACAAACCAUCUAGAUCGGGCAUCUGUUAAAUGGUUGGAAGACUAUUUGAUCGCACACGACAAAGUGACGGUGCUCACCGUCAGCCACGAUUCAGGAUUUCUCGACAACAUAACAACCGAUAUUAUUCACUAUGAGUCCAAGAAGCUCGUGUACUAUCCUGGGAACCUAUCCAAGUUUGUCGAAAAGGUCCCAGAGGCUAAAUCAUACUAUACUCUUGCAGCUACUUCGGUCAAAUUUUCUUUCCCCCCUCCUGGCUCAUUGAUGGGCGUUCGUAGUAACACUCGGGCCAUUCUGAAACUUGCCAACUCUACUGUUGUUACCGGUAGUCGAGUUGGAAUCAUAGGACCCAACGGGGCAGGAAAAUCGACUUUGAUCAAACUUUUGACUGGGGAAACUUCGCCGCAAGAAGGAACGGUUUACAAACACCCCGCGUUGCGUGUGGGCUAUGUAUCGCAACACGCGACACAUCAUAUUGAGAGGCAUCUGGAAAAAACCGCUGUUCAAUAUAUUCAGUGGCGUUUUCAGGAUGGGCACGACCGUGAAUUACUUGAAAAGUCAACACGUGUACUCACCGAGGAAGAAAAGGAAUUGCUUGAGAAAGAUUUCAUCGGGCGCAACGGAGAGAAACGAAAACUGGAGUUGAUAAUGGGUCGCCAAAAGCUAAAAAAAUCUUUCCAAUACGAGGUGAAAUGGCGAAAUCUCGACCAUAAGUUCAACACAUGGAUCCCUCGUGAAGAAUUGUUGGAGAAGGGGUUUACUAAGCUUGUUCAGCAAUUUGAUGACCUGGAAGCUUCGCGUGAAGGUGCUGGCACUCGUGAUACUUCUGCCAGCCUUGUGAGAAAACAUCUUGAAGAUGUUGGUCUAGAUGGGGAUAUUGCCCAAUAUAAUGAAAUGAAACCUACAAAUUUCUUGGACCGGGAGGCGCUAGGUGGUCUCGCCGUCGCUAUCCGUGAUUGGGGUGGCGCCGUAGCAAUUAUUUCCCACAAUGAGGAAUUCGUGGGCGCGCUGUGUCCUGAGAUAUGGAAUGUCGCGGCAGGACGGAUGACCCAUCAAGGAAAAUCAGCAGUUGUGGAAGACGCUUUUGCAGACGGCAAAUUCAAAGCAACCCCGAAGGGUUCGCCAGCCGCUUCUGCUCGGGCCAGCAAGGCCCCAACCCCCGCCGUGUCUGCCUCCGCUACCCCGGCAGGCAGUGGGAAUGAAGGAGCAGCCCCCGCAGUUCCCAAGUCAAAGAAGAAAAAGUUGACGAGAAAUCAGCUCAAGGCUCAGGAAGAGAGGAGACGUAUUCGCAAACUUAACUGGCUGACCUUUGGAGGCCCAAAACCGGAGGAUACUGAUAGCGAUUGA